AUGACCGACCUCAAGGAAAAACCGAUCAUCGUGGCGGCCGCCUUCCCUGCCUCCGGGCAUUCGGCUGGACUCAUGCGGAUUUCAGAACACCUGAUCGAGAAAGGCCAUGAGGUGUACUUCAUCACCAGGGCCGACUUCAGGGCCUCCGUCGAAAAGAUAGGUGCCCGUUUCGUCGAAAAUCCGUGGCACUGGGAGGAGGUAUCUGCUGCGAGGCCGCCCGACUCCGAUGAGCUGUGGAAUUUCAAGAACAUCUUUGCCAACGCAACUCCGCUCGCCCAUCGCGCGCUGAAGGACACGCUCGAGCAGAUCCGCAGGGACCGCCCUGACGGCGAAGUCGUGAUUCUCCACGAGAGCUUCUCGGGCGGCCUCGGUCCAUUCAUGUAUGGCGCGCCCCUGCCAAACGGGUAUACCGCCCUCCCCAAGGUCAUCAACUUCCACACCAGCGUCAACAUUGCAAGCGGCGGCAGCAUGCCCCCUUUCGGCCCCGGCCUCCCCUAUGAUCCAACACCUAAAAACCUGGCUCUAUGGCGGUCCGUCUCCGACGCAAUGCAGCCGGGGAUGGCGGGACUCACCGAGCAUUACAACAUGGUUUACAAAUCCGUCGGCGCCACCCGGCCCAUGACGAAACCCGUCUUCGACGUGGCCAUGGACCUCGGCGACGUAACGGUGCUGGCCACCACUGCCAGCCUGGAGUAUCCCCCCCUCGGCCCCAACUUCGUCCCCCCUUCCUGGUGGCCGGCCCUCACCACCAACGCCGCCCUCCCCGCAAGCUCCCCGGACAAGAAGAAGGUUGUCUUCGUCAGCCAGGGCACCGUGCACCGCGAGGUCGCCGAGCUGAUCCUGCCCACCAUCAACGCGCUAGCUGCGCGCGAGGACCUGCUCGUGAUCGCCACCCUCGGGGCGCGCGGCGCGGAGCUGGACGGCGCGGUCCAGGCGGCACUCCCUGCCAACGCCAUCGUGAUCGACUACCUGGCGUACGACGCGGUGCUGCCAUACGCCGACGUGUUCGUCUCCAACGCCGGCUACGGCGGUUUCAUGCACGGCGUCAUGAACGGGGUGCCCAUGGUGCUGGCCGGCACCGUCGCCGACAAGGCCGAGGUGUGCGCCCGCGCCGAGUGGGCCGGCAUCGCGGUCAACCUGCGCGCCCAGGAGCCCAGCGAGGACGCCAUUCGCGCUGCCGUCGAGAAGGUCUUGGCCGAUGACGGGUUUAAGAAGAAGGUGGUCAAGCUGCAGAGGGAGAAUCGGGAGCGAGACGCGUUCGCGCAGGUGGACGGGAUCCUUGACGAGUUGGUCGGGGGACGUUAAUGCGGUUGAGAACCAGAGCAUGAACUAAGAUGCGGCGAGUAUUUUCCAGAAGCAUAACCCCGGUGGUGCUGUAGGUGUGUAGAGCAUGUUAGAACUAA
This is a messenger RNA of Chaetomium fimeti, 1403 nucleotides long. RefSeq lists its product as uncharacterized. NCBI's taxonomy places the organism in Eukaryota, Fungi, Ascomycota, Sordariomycetes, Sordariales, Chaetomiaceae. Gene Ontology annotation, molecular function: UDP-glycosyltransferase activity; hexosyltransferase activity. The record is from RefSeq and is a predicted model, not a curated record. The transcript has 2 exons. The coding region runs from base 1 to 1305 and encodes 434 amino acids.